Messenger RNA from Neofelis nebulosa (Clouded leopard), 643 nucleotides. RefSeq names its product small integral membrane protein 23 (gene SMIM23). The record is from RefSeq and is a predicted model, not a curated record. NCBI's taxonomy places the organism in Eukaryota, Metazoa, Chordata, Mammalia, Carnivora, Felidae. The transcript is spliced from 4 exons. Bases 90 to 512 code for a protein of 140 amino acids.
UGGUGACCAGAGGCCAGGAAGGAGGAGGGUGCCCCUCUGCCCGGCAGGUGGGGGUACCUUGCUGCACCCAGGCAGCCUGACCUGAGGCCAUGGUGAUCCAACAGGUGGGCAGCAGGGGGCGAGUGGCAGCCGAGAUUCUUGAAAGGAGAAGGGGCAGUCGCUGUGAGGACAAGAAACAGACGCUGUUGGCGUUGCUGAUCUUGGUCCUGUACGUGGGCACAGGAAUGUCAGGAAGAAGCUGGGAGGUGUCAGAAAGGAUCAGAGAAUGUAACUAUCCCCAGAAUCCUGUGGCUUCCCAGGGAUUUAAAUACCAGACCGAUGAACCCGCAGAAGAGCCAAUAAAGGUCAUCAGGACCUGGCUGAAGGAACACUUGCACGUUUUCUUGGAGAAGCUAGAAAAAGAGGUGCAGGAAUUGGAGCAGCUGGUACAGGACCUGGAGGGGUGGUUGGAUGCCCUUCUGGGAGAGGGGCACCCGGAGGAUCCCUGCUCCAACUUCAAGAACGAUUUGUGAGGGCCCGGGGCUGGACCCUGGGGAGGACGCCAAGUGACAGCCGGGAGAAGGCUUGCCAGCUGACAAGAGCUGAGCUGUGACACUGGAAUUUCAAAGCAGGCAAGACAAUAAAAUACCUGAGACCCUAAGAA